AUGCCAAAAUCAAAUAAAACAAUAAAGGCUGUUCUAACGCAUUUGGCCAAAUGCAUUAAAGAAAACUUUAAUUUCGAUUACUAUUCCACCGUGUGUGGUUUAUGUUUUGAAAAACUAUCAGAAUACGAUGAAACAAUGGUUCAUUUACUAACUCAUCAAAAAAAUCUAGGCCAAAUGUUGGAAAAAGCUAUACAAAGAUUUAAAAAUGGAACUGAUAUGGAAUCUGUUGAUGAUGAUGACAAUAAAUUUGAUCUAAUUACCGAAGAACAUGAUCAUCAUGAUUCUCAGUCUGUUAAAGGCGAAGUUGCUAGCGAAUGUUCCAUAAAAAGCGACGACGAUGAUCAAUCUGAUAGCAAUUAUAUGAUUUGUGGAGUUUCUUGUAAAGACGCGGAAUACCUUGAACUGCACAUGAACAUACACGAAGGCAAAACCGAAACCGAAUGUCGAUAUUGUCCCAAAAAAUACUCCCGCCCGCCGCCGUUUGCACGUUAUACGACACAUGCAAGUUUUUCAUUGGGAUAA
Episyrphus balteatus (marmalade hoverfly) is the source of this 522-nucleotide messenger RNA. RefSeq names its product serendipity locus protein delta-like. Lineage: Eukaryota; Metazoa; Arthropoda; Insecta; Diptera; Syrphidae. Bases 1 to 522 code for a protein of 173 amino acids. The record is from RefSeq and is a predicted model, not a curated record. The transcript is spliced from 2 exons.